Molecule: messenger RNA, 1119 nt
Organism: Penicillium brevicompactum
Lineage: Eukaryota; Fungi; Ascomycota; Eurotiomycetes; Eurotiales; Aspergillaceae
Exons: 2
Coding region: 1-1119 (372 amino acids)
Source: RefSeq, a predicted model, not a curated record
AUGGCGCGUACAAAGCUCACAGCACCCGGGACUCCACCAAACCACAGUCGAUUAGGCCGACGCAAAAGAGCACGAGUGGACUCGGACGAAAGUGAUGUCCACAAAUUUAAUCAGCCACAUCAUGCUGAACCACAAACAAUUGCGACCAGCGCAGCUCAGGCUGUCCUUUCAUGGGCUGCUACUGUCUCUCGAAUAGAAGCGGAGGAGAUGAGCUCUCAGAUAGAGCGAUACAAACAUUGGAAAAGAGCCGGGUCACACCAUGAAACAAGCUGCCGUGUCUGUCUACAGGAUGGCGCUCUUUAUCCAUGUGCUACCUGCAGUUUGGCAUUCCACACGAAAUGUGUGCCGCCAGGCUCUUUAGAUGAACCAGAGACUUUAUAUUGUUCUAUUUGCGUUCGACGUGGAUGGAACCAUUCCCCUCCAGAACUGACGCCACCCGCUUCCCCGGUCCCUAGCCCUAUCAAGCAGGCCUCGGUGUCGACGACUUUGAAACCAGCGGCGUCAUCUUCCACAGCGUUGUCGGUUCCUCGUACCGCUACUCAUCAAGGCGAAGAGUCCACGCAAACAUUACCGACGCAGACUCCACCAGAAGGCUCUAAUGAUGUCCUGCGUGCUUCGAACGACCCCAACAAUACCCAAAGCACACCUACUACAAAUGCAGCUUCAUCGGUCGGCGCUGCUCGUGACAUCGACGACUCUGCAUCAACAGACUCUCGGCCACGUCGCAAAAGAAAUUCUCGAUUCGCCACCUUACCAAGCGAUGUUGAUCAUUCCCUCGCAAUCAUUUACAGCGAGCUUGAAUCAGUCGCAACCCUCAAAGCGGAGAUACAAGCACUGAAAGGCCAGAAUACUCAAAGCAACCAGACGAUCAGGAUGCGUGACAACACUAUCGCCAUACUCCGCAGAGAUCUUGAUAAACAACGGUCUGAGAAUGCAGAGUUAGUCCAGCUGAGAGCCAACAUCGCAGAACAGGGCUCUGCCAAAGAGGAGCUUGAAGAACUCCGGGUCAGAAAUGUUGCCUUGGAGUCCGAACUACGGGAUUCAAAGACCCAGACCGCUGCAGCGCAGGAACUGGUGGAUGAUUGGAAAGGAAAACUUGCGCAGUUGCUCAAAUCAUAG